CAGGUGCGGCUGGUGAUCGCCGAGAAGGGGCUGGCGUGCGAGGAGCGGGACGUGAGCCUGCCGCAGAGCGAGCACAAGGAGCCCUGGUUCAUGCGGCUCAACCUGGGCGAGGAGGUGCCGGUCAUCAUCCACCGGGACAACAUCAUCAGCGACUACGACCAGAUCAUCGACUACGUGGAGCGCACCUUCACCGGAGAGCACGUGGUGGCCCUGAUGCCCGAGGCUGGCAGCCCACAGCAUGCCCGGGUGCUGCAGUACAGGGAGCUGCUGGACGCUCUGCCCAUGGACGCCUACACCCAUGGCUGCAUCCUGCACCCUGAGCUCACCACCGACUCAAUGAUCCCCAAGUAUGCCACGGCCGAGAUUCGCAGGCAGAAAUGUGAGCUGUGGCUCUGUGGUUGUGCCUUCACCCUUGCCGACGUGCUCCUGGGGGCCACCCUGCACCGCCUCAAGUUCCUGGGACUGUCCAAGAAAUACUGGGAAGAUGGCAGCCGGCCCAACCUGCAGUCCUUCUUUGAGAGGGUCCAGAGACGCUUUGCCUUCCGGAAAGUCCUCGGUGACAUCCAUACCACCCUGCUGUCGGCCGUCAUCCCCAAUGCAUUCCGGCUGGUCAAGCGGAAACCCCCGUCAUUCUUCGGGGCAUCCUUCCUCAUGGGCUCCCUGGGUGGGAUGGGCUACUUUGCCUACUGGUACCUCAAGAAAAAAUACAUCUAGAGCCAGGCCCCCAGAGGCUUGGUGUCUGACUGUUGGUGUCUCUGUGCUGUGUGAUUCCCAAAGACCUCUCAGUAACUCAGCCCCGUGAACAUGGACAGCACUUCCCUGCCCCUUGCUCCCAGUAAUUCUAUCGUCAGUGUGACCACAUUCCAUAGUUUAGAAGUAGACGUCGCCAAGGCUGUGACUUGAGGUCACAGCUCUACUAGGAGAGAAAGAGAGAAAGAGA
This is a messenger RNA of Dipodomys ordii (Ord's kangaroo rat), 940 nucleotides long. RefSeq names its product ganglioside induced differentiation associated protein 1-like 1 (gene Gdap1l1). The record is from RefSeq and is a predicted model, not a curated record. The coding region runs from base 91 to 714 and encodes 207 amino acids. The transcript is spliced from 3 exons. NCBI's taxonomy places the organism in Eukaryota, Metazoa, Chordata, Mammalia, Rodentia, Heteromyidae.